Salvelinus namaycush (lake trout) is the source of this 2119-nucleotide messenger RNA. RefSeq names its product apolipoprotein A-IV-like. The transcript has 3 exons. Gene Ontology annotation, biological process: positive regulation of lipid biosynthetic process; reverse cholesterol transport; cholesterol homeostasis. Bases 1011 to 1769 code for a protein of 252 amino acids. Gene Ontology annotation, molecular function: phospholipid binding; cholesterol binding; phosphatidylcholine-sterol O-acyltransferase activator activity. Lineage: Eukaryota; Metazoa; Chordata; Actinopteri; Salmoniformes; Salmonidae. Gene Ontology annotation, cellular component: high-density lipoprotein particle; blood microparticle; chylomicron. The record is from RefSeq and is a predicted model, not a curated record.
GUCAAGUUGGCUGGAUGUCCUUUGGGUGGUGGAUCAUUCUUGAUACAUACGGGAAACUGUUGAGCGCGAAACACCCAGCAGUAUUUCAGUUCUUGGCACACUCAAACCAGUGCAACUGGCACCCAACUGGCACCUACUACUAUACCACGUUCAAAGGCACUUAAAUCUUUUGUCUUGCCCAUUCACCUUCUGAAUGGCACACAUACACAAUCCAUGUCUCAAUGGAUUAAAAAGGCUUAAAGAUCCUACUUUAACCUGUCUUCUCCCCUUCAUCUACACUGAUUGAAGUGGAUUUAUCAAGUGACAUCAAUAAGGGAUCAUACUGUAGCUUUCACCUGAUUCCCCUGGUCAGUCUAUGUCAUGGAAAGAGCAGGUGUCCUUUCAUUACUAACCCUCAUUACGUACUUGAAAUACAAAUAAGUGAAUAAUAAUCAGCUUUCACCUAUCAUCAACUAAUUCUUGAGCCAUUUGAUCGCUCUAGAUGAAGUAAGUCUAUGCAGAAUAACAUUAUCAUUACAUGACAUCUCUAUGAUGACCCGUACUGGCAUUUUCUGAUGGCUACUUCAUUGAGGAUAAAUGUACGUUCUAUGACUGUGAUAUGCAUUUAUCCCACCUCUUAAGAUGGAUGCACUAACUAACUGUAUGUCGCUCUGAAUAAAGGAAUCUGCUAAAUGACUUAAAUGUCAAAUAUAUGGUGUCAGCAUGACCACUUGGUCCCCAUAACGUGUCCCCAGAGUACUGAGGUUAUGAUGUGGCAGUAGGAGUGACAGGAGGACAUACAACAGGGCACUCAGUCCUGGACUUUGUUCUUCACUACAACUCACAGCCCCUUAUAUAUAUACUCCCAGCCCUGACACCUGCAGUACACACCCACUACCAGACACAAGGACAAGACACAAGCUAUCUUAAACAGGUAAGUCACUAGCUGCCUCUAGUCACAUAGGCUACAAUAUAUCAGGAAUGAGAAACUGACUCAAAUCUUUUCUCCAUUAACAGCCUAUAGCCCGGUUAUGAAGGUCCUCGUGGUGCUUGCGCUUGCUGUUUUCACUGGCUGCGAUGCCAAUGUUCUGUGGCAGGACCAGUCUAAGCAACAGCUGGAAGACGCAUUCUGGGACUAUGUUGCCGAGGCAACACUCACGGCUGACGAUGCCCUGCAGAAGAUCAGACAGUCAGAGGUGGCACACGAAGUCAACACCAGGAUCACAGAGAGUGCUGAUGCUGUGAGCCAGUACACUGUGGCCAUGCGUGGUCAGGUGACUCCUCUGACUCAGGACCUGCUGGCCAAGCUUUCCCAGGAGGCUGAGCAGCUGAAGGCUCGUCUGGAGAAAGACCUGAGCACCAUGACAGCCAAGCUGCAGCCCUACUCUGACGAGCUGAACGCGGACCUCCAGAGGCAGCUUGAGGAGAUGAAGAGGGACGUGACCACCUACGCAGAGGCCCUGGACUCCGACGCGCUGAAGGCUUCUCUGCUCCAGAAGAGUGAGGAGCUGAAGGGAAACCUGGAGAAGAGUGUGCAGCAGCUGCAGGCCCAGUUGGGCCCUUACACUGAGGAGUUGAAGCAGAAAAUGGACCAGAACCUGGAGGAGUUCCAGAGGAGCAUGAUUCCUCUGACCCAAAGCUUCCAGACCCAGCUGACCCAGAGAACCCAGGAGGUCCAGCAGAACCUGGCCCCCUAUGGAGAGAAGCUGAAGAAGCUGGACCCAUUGGCCCAGGACCUGAAGACCCAACUGGCUGUUCUCUGGGACUCCUUCACCAAGAAGAUCCAGUAAUCGGACUGAUUAUACUUGGUCUCCUAGUCAUUUUCCAUCAAAGUCCAAAAGGGGCAAUAUGUAAAUGUACUGGUACAUACCACUACUAGGUUGUUUCACUGUAUCAGUUAUGGGACUCUCCAUCUCCUGACCAAUAUCUACAUGUGACUCAGGACUAUAUUUCAGUAUUACAGAGCUGUUAGAAAAGAAAUGUAGGAUUCUAUCAACAAUAGAUUAUUCACAUCUACUGUUGCUCUCUUGAGAAAGGUCUCAAUUUCUUCAAGCAAACGUUCUCAUAUCUCAGCAUGUUUAUUUAUUUAUUGUCGGUAUUAUCAUGUGUGAUUUCAAUAAAUGAAACUCAAGAAUCUGAA